AUGACAGCUGUGGAGUCAAAGAGGCCCCUCUCAGACCGCCGCAAGGAGAGGUCUCGUGAGGCAGCACGCUCUCGCCGCAGUAAGGAGACGGAGCUCUUCGUUCAGCUGGCCGAGCAGUUGCCCCUACCGGAGAGUGUCAGAUGCCACCUGGACAAAGCCUCCGUCAUGAGACUGGCCCUCAGCUACCUGCGUACUCGUAGACUCCUCAGUGCAGGGUACCCUACCAAACACGUAGGAGAUGGCAGACAGGAGAAUCAGCUCUCGCUGCAGUCCCUGGAGGCAUUUCUUCUGGUGAUAACGUCAGCUGGUGACAUGAUCUAUGUCACAGACAACAUCAGCAAGUUCAUGGGCCUGUCUCAGGUGGAUCUAAUAGGACAUAGUAUCUAUGACUUUACACACCCCUGUGACCAUGGUGAAAUUCAUGAAAACCUCAGUAUUAGAGGGUCUUCUUUUGGCCUGAAGUGCGGGGGAAGUCUGACAGAGAGAGAUUUCUUUCUAAGGAUGAAGUGUACUGUGACAAACAGAGGACGCACUGUCAAUUUGAAAUCAGCCAAUUGGAAGGUAUUACACUGCACAGGGCAUCUGAAGUUGUCCAGCUACAGUUCCACCUUCUCUGCUGAGUGUCCAGCGCUAGUGUGCGCGAUGCUCCUGUGUGAGCCGAUCCCUCAGCCGCCCGGACCAGACACGCCCGUCGGCAGCCACAUGUUCAUCAGCCAGCACAGCUUGGACAUGAGAUUCAUCACCUGCGACAACAGAGUAAUCAAAUUGUUGGGGUACCAACCAGAUGAACUUUCUAAACGCUCAGUGUAUGACCUCUACCAUCCCCUGGAUGCUACAAACAUGGCCAGAAGCCAUCGGAUCUUGUGUAUCAUGGGACAGGUGGUGAGUGGGCCCUACCGGCUGCUGGCCAAGUGGGGAGGCUUCGUGUGGGUGGAGACUCAGGCCUCAGUGCGCCCCGUCAGCCCCAACAACCAGUCCCACGUCGUAUGCCUCAACACGGUCCUGAGCAACAUAGAGGAGCGCUGGGUCGCUUUUUCUUUUGAGCAGACAAAGGCCGCACAGAAACAGGGGUGUCGCCCUGUACCCAGCAGGCUGAAGCAGGAGUCGGCAGCACUGCCCCAAGCAACAGAGGCCAGCCUGGGCUACUUCCAGCGUGAACCCAGGCAGUUCACCCCUCUGCGGUCCGGUGCGCCCUCCCACUCUUACUUCACCAUACAUGCGCACCUGAGCUCUUGCUAGACGCACGGCAUACCUGCCUGCAACCACAAAUACACCUCUACCUCAAUAAAUUAAAUACACCAGCACAACAAGGACCAUAAUCCAUUAAUGGCUAUAUCAAAAUAAGAUAGAAUGAUUUGUACUCUGUUACAAUAGGUUCAAUACAAUAAGUAUUGGUCACGUUUUAAAAUUAAAGUCUCAUGAGCUAUUUUUCAGCAGACAGAUGGUCAUGGUUCUUCCACUGUCUGACAUUAUUGUCUGGCACCUGCGGAAAACUUUUCUUUGGAUGUGCGCACCCACUCUCAAAAAAACAGCAGACAGAUGGUCAGACAUUUUUUUAAACAUGGUAUAUUAUAUGUAUACCUAAAGAUGUUAGUGGUCAACUGAUAUCUUAGAUGAGGAUAUGUCCUGCUGCACAUUCCAAGCAGAACAUGGUCCACAUCAGGAAGUCACAUCUAGUAUGUUGGGUACUUUCUGUCAAUGCCCAAUUACCAUUG
Messenger RNA from Alosa alosa (allis shad), 1715 nucleotides. RefSeq names its product endothelial PAS domain-containing protein 1-like. The record is from RefSeq and is a predicted model, not a curated record. NCBI's taxonomy places the organism in Eukaryota, Metazoa, Chordata, Actinopteri, Clupeiformes, Clupeidae. The transcript is spliced from 9 exons. The coding region runs from base 1 to 1239 and encodes 412 amino acids. Gene Ontology annotation, biological process: cellular response to hypoxia; regulation of transcription by RNA polymerase II. Gene Ontology annotation, molecular function: DNA-binding transcription factor activity, RNA polymerase II-specific; protein dimerization activity; RNA polymerase II transcription regulatory region sequence-specific DNA binding.